Caenorhabditis angaria is the source of this 1060-nucleotide messenger RNA. NCBI's taxonomy places the organism in Eukaryota, Metazoa, Nematoda, Chromadorea, Rhabditida, Rhabditidae. The record is from the annotation of a GenBank genome assembly.
AUGUCGAUUGGGGCGAACGUAAUAAUGCAGGUUCAAAACGCGGCAUCCGCCAAAAUAAUUCGUUUUGUUCCGCAUUUUGUUUCACUUCGAUUGAGUUGGACACACAAUGAUUUGAAAGCUGAAGGUUUAGAACAAUUUGUUGAGGAAUUUUUGCCGGUUAUUCGCGAAAACAAUCCACAAGUCAAAUAUUUCAUGCAACGAAGUUAUACAACUUGUGAUCCAUUUGUUGUUGGAGAGUUAGUUUUUUCAAAAAAAUAUUUUGUUUAUAUUGAAAAUUGUUUAUAAAACCACCUUCGAUGUUUAUAUUUUAAAUUUCAUACAAUUUAAUUUUAGAUAUAAAUGGUUACGUCAUCGAAAGAAGCGAGUGAGUUGGAAAUCGAAAGAGCAAGUUUUGUCAAUGGUUGAGGAAAUGUCGAUUGGCGGAGAUUAUAGAGAAGGUUUGUAAAAGAAAAACAUCUGGGAAGAAUUAAUUUUCAUCGCCGGCUAAUAGUUGAAAAGAAUUGCCGAAAAAAAUAUGUGUGAGAAUUUCACAAGGGAACAUUUUUAUUUUGUUUUUGAUUUAUGAAAAUUUGGUUCACACACUUGAAAAUCUGUAAUUUGAAAAGAUAAAAAUUACACCGUAAUGGUUUGCCAUUUCACAAAAAGUUAUGACGUAGCAAAUCUUCUAUUUUUGUCAGAAAUUGGAUUUUUGGGUACUGUAGAUUUUUUUUAUACGAUUUUAAAAUUUUGCUCUUAGAUAUAUAUAAAUCAGUUUUCCAUGUCAUAACUUUUGUUAAUAGUAUUUGCUAAACAAAUUUUAACAGUGAUCGACCGGUCAAAAAUCAAUCAGAAAAUACAUGAAAUCUUUUAGUCCAAAAGUUUUAUCAAUAUCUUUUCAGGAUAUAAACGAGGUGUCAACAAACGUCUUCCACGUGGACAAGAAUUAUGGGACACAGAAACAAUGGGACAUGAUAUUUUCCAAGUUUAUAGCAAAUGGAAAGCUGACGAGACACCGAAAAACGAAGAAGAUUUACCAAUAACCGCAAAAACCCAUCCAAAUUUCACAUUCAGAAAAUAUUAG